UUCGCCGCGCGGCUCCGGCAGUUUCAGUUUCUGAUUCAGAUUCAGAUUCAGACCCAGUCUCAGUUCCGAACAAACUUCGGCGGGGAACAGAAGGAGCAGAGCGGAGCAGUGGAGCCCGACCAGAAAAUAAAAAUAGACAAAAUACUGAAACAAUAACUCGAGGCGGCAAGCUAGUGUAGAAUUUUUUACAUAUACUUUUACGGGGUAGCGGAAGCAGGAAGUGGCGGAAUAAUUAAGGACAAAAACGCAAUUUCAAUUAUCGUUAGUGUAAUCUUGAAUGUGAAUUUAAAUGUGAACUGUGAGUGCUUGGUGUACGGUGUGCGGCAGUUUUUGCCAGACAAUUUGUUUCUCUGAAUGUGGUGUACUUUUUCCCAUUGCAAAUUAGUUAGUGUCGCUUAAUCAAAUAUAUAUAUACAUAUAUAGUUAAUUGAAUGGUAUAUACAUGUGUUUAUGUGCAAGUAUUUUUGCUAAAUUUAUUGGAUUAGUAUUGAAUUUAUACGUUUUGGAUGCUCGUGCAAUUAUUGUAAUUUGAAUAAAGGAACUUUGAGCGCUUUCAAACAACAAAGGACUAGAAAUCAGAGUCCUUUUUCCCCAAAAAGUGUGCGAGCGUGUGGCCAUUUGCCUUUGUCCAGCGAAUCAGGGGGUGUGUCCAAGGGGAGUCGGGGAGUCUUUUUACAUAAGCAGGGCGAGCUGCAAAUGGGACGGCCACCUGCGGCUACACGGCGGCUACUCAACGCUGGGAUCCCUCGCUUUGUUCGACGCUGAGUGCUGCGUGUCCUUGCAACGUGACAGCCCGAUUGUGUGUAAGGAUAUGCAAAGAAGUCCCUCAUCCCGACAAUGGCCCACUUAAAACUGGACACCCUGCACGUGCAGCGAAGCCCCCGCAGCUCCCGCAGGAGCAGUCCGAGCAGCGGAAGGAGCAGCGCCUGCAGUUCCGGGAGCAUCUCCCCGGUGCCCAUCAUCCCGAUCAUCGCCAUUAGCCACGAUGGCGACGAGUCCGAGUCCGAGUCGGAAAUCGAAACGGAGCCGGCGCGCCUCUUUCAGCGCCGCAUGUCCACCAAGUGCACCAACAACCUGGCCGCCAUCAUCAAAGAGGGGUUCCUGCUCAAGCACACUUGGUCCUUCCAGCGCUGGCGACGUCGAUAUUUUCGCCUUAAGCGGAAUAUGCUAUUCUACGCCAAGGAUGAGAAGUGCGAUGUUUUCGACGAUAUCGACCUAUCGGACUUGUGUUAUUUCGAGUGCGGCAUCAAGAACGUAAAUCAUAGUUUCCAGAUAAUCACACCCACUCGAUCUCUGGUGCUCUGCGCCGAGUCCCGCCGCGAAAUGGAGGACUGGCUGGGCGGCCUGAAGACGGCGACGGCGCCGCAGAGGCCGCGUGGCGACAGCUUCCUGAUCGAGCAGCACGACAUCCUGUCGAACCACCACCACUGGUACGCCACCUCCCACGCCCGCCCCACCUACUGCAAUGUGUGCCGCGACGCCCUGUCCGGGGUCACCUCCCACGGACUCAGCUGCGAGGUGUGCAAGUGCAAGGUGCACAAGCGGUGUGCGGCCAAGUCGAUCGCCAACUGCAAGUGGACCACGCUGGCCAGCGUGGGCAAGGACAUCAUCGAGCAGGCGGAUGGCAUCAUCAUGCCGCACCAGUGGAUGGAGGGCAACCUCCCGGUGUCCUCCAUGUGCGCCGUCUGCAAGAAGACCUGCGGAUCGGUGCUGAGGCUCCAGGAUUGGAGGUGCCUUUGGUGCCGAGCCACCGUCCACGUGGCCUGUCGUCCCCAGAUGGCGGUGGCCUGUCCCAUUGGUCCCGCCAAGCUGUCCGUCGUUCCGCCGACCAGUGUCCACUCCAUCAGCACCGAUGACGCCUGGGAUGUGGCCAGUCCCAGGGGCAACUUCUCGCCCCUUCUGGUCUUCGUGAACUCCAAGUCUGGGGACAACCAAGGAGUGAAGUUCCUGCGACGAUUCAAGCAGCUGCUGAAUCCUGCCCAGGUCUUCGAUCUCAUCUCCACGGGUCCGAGUCUGGGAUUGAGGCUCUUCCGGCACUUUGAGAUGUUCCGCAUUCUGGUCUGUUCGGGCGACGGAUCUGUGGGCUGGGUGCUCAGCGAAAUCGAUCGCUUCAAUAUGCACAAACAAUGUCAGGUGGCGGUGAUGCCUUUGGGAACUGGCAACGAUCUGGCCAGGGUUUUGGGCUGGGGCUCCAGCUGCGAUGACGACACCCACCUGCCGCAGAUCCUUGAGCGCUACGAGUCGGCCAGCACCAAGAUGUUGGAUCGCUGGAGCAUCAUGGUCUUCGAAAAGGCCAUCCCCGUGCCCAAGACGCCCAAGAUGUCGAUCAGCACCGAGCAGGAAGCGAUGCUCACUGGCAUGGUGACGUCGGCCAACCACCACCUGCGCUUCAUAGUGGAAACCAACGAUACCCAGACCCUGAUCAGCUCCACCCGGAAUCUCUGCGACACCAUUGACGAUCUGGUGGUCCGCAUCUCGGAGCACCACAAGGAGGACGAACAGCUGGCCGUCAAGUGCGACAUCCUCAAGCAGAAACUCAACAUGCUGCUGGAUGCUCUGCAGGAGGAGGAGAUUGGAGCCCACAGCGGCGACGAUUUGAUAGCCACCAUCAGGAGUCUCAUUGCGAGAAGUAUUCCGCUGACACCAGGCUCCAGCGCCUCUCUGCUCAAUCCAAACAUAUCAAUCGAAAAGACGGAGAAAGACCAGAUUAACACAAAGGAGCGCAGGAACAGUCGGUCCCUUCGUUCCAGCGAGAAGGAGGCUCUCCAGUGCCGUGCCAACAGCGUCAAGCGAGCCAUCUACAAUGUGGUGGAGCACUCGGAACCGGGACGUCCGAAACGCUAUCAGCGGAAGCUAUCGAUCACACCGUUCGAAGCCCUGAAGUUACCCACCAACACUUCCGGGGAAUCGACGCCCUGCAGCUCCCCCUUGCCAAUAAUCCCACCCAUCAAUAUUAUCUCGCCCACGAUGGAAACGUCCCGACUUACCUGCAUUUCUCCGCUGCCCGAUACACGACGAGAUUCCGUGGACGAGAGCUUCUUCAACAGCAUCAAUCUGCCGGCUCCACGGCAAUUUGCGGACAGUCGAAGGAGCUCUGGAGUGGAGGUGAUCCAGGAGAUCGAGGAGGGUGCCAAUGGGGAGACCGUCUACCGACGGAGUCGCAUGUCCUUGACCGGUGGAGCCAAUAUCGAUGAUGCCGGUAAUCGUUUGUCACCCAGCAGCGAUGGGGGCGACAACACCCCCAACGAGCGCAAAGUCGACUUCUUGAGGGUGCCGAUCCACACUGGUGAACCGAUCGUUGACCCCCUAUCCGACUAUCGUCCCCACGAGGUCUUCGAGCGAACCUACUAUAUGACCCGGGAGAUGGAUAAGGACAAAGACAAGGAAAAGGAAAAAGAGGUGGAGAAUGACAAGGAGAAGGACAAAUGUGUGGAGAAGGAGGACAGCAUGCCCACCGAGAAGCUGGUUCACACUUGUAACCUGCAGGUACCCGGCGUUGUCGUUACCCCCAACUCCCAAAAUGUUUACACAAGCGCCAGCAUAACAAUCAUUGAUACCGAUGCACAGACCACCACCGAGCAGUCCUCUUCCGACGAUCUGGGUGGCGAGGCCAGCGAUGUUCUUUCGGCGAUUAGCAAUGAGGAGUGCAGCGUGGCCUCCGAAAUAUUCGACAAGCAGGACGCUGGACAAACCGUGGGGGAUAUUAUUCAGAAUAUGGACGCUAGCAAUUUCACGCAUAUAGACUCCCCGGAGACCAGUGACGAAACGGAGGCCAUGCCCGGCGAGAGCAUCAUGGACGACAUCAGCUCGGUACUGGGACACGAUAUAACCUAUGCCCUGCAGGACAACACUCUGACCGACGACACCACCACUCUCUGCUCGGAGCACGUUGGGCCACCGAAGCCCCCGCGCAAAAAGUCCUUGAGCGCCUUGAGCCGCGCCCAAUCCCAUCCCCGAAGGCGCAACUCCUCUCCGCCUCGAAUCGCGCGAUUGGCGCGAAUGGACAGCGAUGAUAAUCCCCAGCAAUUCGGAUUCGAGAAUAUCGUUUUCGAGAUCGACAAUCGAUGUGACGACCAGAAGAUGCGGGAGCCACCGCGCUACUGCAGCCUGGCGCAGUUCGUGGAAGGUAACGAUAUAGCGCGUCAGAGCUUCAAGCAGCUAAUGCUAGAACAACAACGAAGCGGCGACAACGAUAACGACGACCCCGAGGGCCAGCAAACGCCAACGAAUAAAGUGGUCAAUUUACUGGCCACCACCAGCGAGGACGAGCUGUCCACGCAGACGGCCAUCAAAAUAGAAAUACAAGACGUUGAUGCCACUGUGCGCAACAUCAACAGCAGCAUGAAGGCCAAUACGAUCUUGGCCACUUCGACAUCGCCCACGAAGAAAUCGGGCCAUGGACAAGAUGUAAAGCGCAUUACUUUUGAUGAGUCGUGUAAGAAAGAAUCCUUUGAUGAUGUAAAUCCCAACUAUCCACAGAUAAGUGUUGUUGUGAGGCCGCCGACGCCGUUGCGCGGCGACUCCAUCAAGCCCACGGUCUCGCUCCUGCCGGGCUCCUCCGGCGGAGCCAUGGCCGUGUCCAUGGGCUGCUCCGGAAUGCUGGGGGUGCGGGCCAUGAACGCCUCCGAGAUCAGGCGCCACUCGAGCCACGCCCCCGGUCUGGCUGUCCGCGAGUUCGACAAGGACAAGGACCGCCGGCACUCUGGCUUCAAUCCCAACCAGCUGACGCUCGAUCCGGAGCACGCCCGCUUCCUCAGCAGCUCGCCGGCGGCCAGCCGCAGGAUCAGCUGCGGCAGCCUCUUCAAGAAGAAAAACCAAAAGAUCGCCACGAAGCGCGGCUACGGAUUGUUCAGUGUUCGGUUCUUUGUGGUGGCCGAGCCAGAUAUUCGCCUGGCCACCCUGGCGCUUAUCAGGCCGCUGAUUCCUCUGCCGAACGAAGCCCUUCCGAAUCUGCAGACCCUCAAGGGCUCCAAGUCGAGCUUGUUUAUGGGCUCCACUCUAUUCGGCUUCGAUCACUUAACCUCCGGAGACAAGGAUAAGGAAGACAAGGGAGGCAAGGACAAGGAUAAAACGCCCACCGAGGAGACCAGUCGCAAGCUGCCCAUCAUCAAUCCCCUGGUGCGACUGCCCAACUGGCCAAAUCUUUCGAAUGGUGGUGGCUUUAUAUCCAAGUGUCUCUUGGCCAAUGCCGACACCCUCUGCGCCGCCGUGAGUCCCCUAAUGGAUCCGGAUGAGACCCUUUUGGCCGGCUACCAUGAGAAGUGCGUGAUGAACAACUACUUUGGCAUCGGUAUCGAUGCCAAGAUCUCGCUGGACUUCCACAACAAGCGGGAGGAGCACCCGGAAAAAUGUCGCUCCCGGGCUCGCAAUUACAUGUGGUAUGGCGUACUGGGAUCCAAGCAGCUCCUGCAGAAGACCUGCAAGAAUCUGGAGCAGCGGGUGCAGCUGGAGUGCGAUGGUCAGAGAAUUCCGCUGCCGGAACUGCAGGGAAUCGUGAUCCUGAACAUACCCAGCUUCAUGGGAGGCACCAAUUUCUGGGGCAGCAGCAAGAAAGAUGACAUAUUUCUGCCGCCCAGCUUCGAUGAUCGCGUCCUCGAAGUGGUGGCCGUCUUUGGAUCCGUCCAGAUGGCCGCCUCGCGACUGAUCAAUCUGCAACAUCAUCGGAUCGCCCAGUGCCAGAGCGUGCAGAUCAACAUCCUGGGCGACGAGGAGAUACCCAUCCAGGUGGACGGCGAGGCCUGGCUGCAGCCUCCGGGAAUGAUCCGCAUCCUGCACAAGAACCGAGUGCAGAUGUUGUGCCGGAACAGGAGUUUGGAGCUUUCGCUGAAGAGCUGGCAGGAGAAGCAGCGCCAGCACAGCAUCUCCAUCCAAAGGGACGCAUCUUCGACAGCUUCGGAGCACGCCAUCUCCACGGACGAGGUGAUCUCCGAACGGGAAUGCUACGUGCUCCUCAACUUCAUCGAGGCCGUUAGCUCGCUGGUCAAGUGGGUCAAGUUCCUGAUUAUCUCGCAUCCAGCUCUGCAGCACGAUCUCUACGAGGUGGCCUGUCGGGCCAGCGAGGCCCUGGAGUCCAUCCAUCCGCAGGGCAAGCUACUCGAAGGUCCUUCACUGCGCACCAAGUUGGUGGAGGUCAUCGACUCUUCGCGACAGCUGUACGACGAUGCCUGCACCCUGCUCCGCGAUCGAGGCCACAGUUUGAUUCUCCGCGAGGAUCUGGAGACAAAGCUCAGCGCGGCGUUGGCCAACAUGGAGAUGGAACUGAAGAAGUGCUCCGUGCAGAAGUGCAUCGACGGCAAGCUAAGGGCCUACUUUAAUGUUUUGGCGCCCAACGAGGAGUCCGAUGGCCGCCGAAAGUCGCGACCCUUCUGGGUGAGACUACGCUCCGGCUCAACCGCCGGGCAGCAGGCGUUUAAGCCACCUUUGACCAACACUCGCGAGGCGGCCAACAACUGGAGCGUGAACGAAGUGGUCACCUGGCUGGAAACGAUGCAGCUGUCCGAGUACGUGGACAGCUUCCUAAAGAACGACAUUCGCGGCAAGGAGCUGCUCACGCUGGGGAGGCGCGAUCUCAAGGAUCUGGGCGUGGUCAAAGUGGGCCACGUCAAGCGAAUACUGCAGGCCAUCAAGGAUCUCAGCGAGAACUAGACUUCCCGUUGGGACUUCCUUACCGGCUAGUACAAACAAGUUAGUCUUCGAAUCGCGCUCUUAGAGAUGAAGGGGGAAUAUAUGGAGAUGCGAUCAAUGGGAAUGUUAAGUUAAUGCGGGACAAAAAUGCAUACAACAAUCACUAAUUUAUAGGCUAGCUUAGCUAACAAGACAAAUGAAAGGGGGAAUGGAUUGAGCGAACGAACAAGUAAAAUCUUCGAGGAAAGCGACGAUAAAACGAAAGAUUCUCUUUAAAUACCUAACAGACAAAUUAUCUCGAUAAACAACUUUUGAUUGGCAGAGAAUUGUACAUUUUUUCAGCUCCUGGCCAUGUAAAAUCGAGACAAAAACGAAAAGCACUUACAAUUGAUUUUUGUUUUUCGUAUACGUAUGUCAAAUUGCAGAAAACUACAAUUGGCAGUUAAACGAAUUUAAGCGUAGUAGCACAUGCGAAUACUAAACCAAACCGGUAACUGCAGUUAGAUAUUAAGUGUUUAACCUUCAACCUACGCUUAUAUUAAAGAAAUUGAAUAACCCAUUCCCAAGGAAAGCUGAUGAAUCCAAAAAACAAAGCAUAUUACCCACUUACCCAAUGAAAUCGAUUCUAAAUUUAUAAGCAAUUUAAAUUUUACAAAAAACUAAACCAAAACUGCAGACCCAAACCAAUCUAAACAAUAUAUAAAUUAAACUUAUACAUAUACCUUAAAGAAGAUAUUCGAAACUAUUUUUAAAUGUUUCCCCACUAUUGUUAAAUCAAAAUGAUGCUAAUGAUGUUAAUGCAAAUACGGGAGCCAACUCUCGUAAUUGCAGCAAAGAAAAGUCUGUUAAACGUGUCAUUUUUGUGGUAACCAAAAGCAACUCUAACUUGUUUAUUUAAAUUAAUUUAGUUGUUAAGUCCGUGACGUUUUUUCAAAAUAAGUUUAGGUUAGAGCCUUGGGGUCUCGGUGCCGGAUGCUGGACCCCUGAAAAAUUUAUUUGGUACUAUAUACAAGCAUAUGGUAAAGUCUUAGCUAGCAUUGGAACACGGAAUUCCGGUGUUCGGAACCUUUUUGGUAAUUCUUUUAAUUGUUUAUAUUUAAGCGAACCCAAGUGAAAACCAACCACUUUUAUCCAAAACGUUAAAGUGUUAGGAACAAAAUUGUGCUAAAUUUUUUAUAAACGUCAACGUUAAAUUUGAUCAAUUAUGUUACUCUCUAUCUCUCUUUAUAAAUACGAACAUAUAAAUAUAGCUGCAUAUGAGUAGGUUUAGCAGUCCACUGAUCUAAUAUGACCUGUAUGUUUUGGCCCAUCUUCAAAUGUUUGCUCAAGUUGCCUCCAGUUGAGUGAGUUUUUGAAAUGGCUCUGCAGUAGCCUAUAACAAAUCUCUUGAGCGACGUCUAUAAAUUAUAUUUUUUGAUAUAUAAGUAUAAAUGAGCCCAGACCAACUCGAUUGAUUUGUUGUGAUUCUACCACGAACUUAUUUUCCAACUGCACCAGUAGCAACCCUAUCAUUUCUAAAUACUUUGACACAUAUUUGAGAAACUACUUACGCUUAUGAGUAAACUAGAUAAAACAUAAAAAACGAGAAAUCAAUAAUUGGAAAUCCUUUUUCAUAAUAAAUAAAAAACAUAAAAACAAUGCUAAAAAUUGAAGACACAUUUUUUCGAAAAAUUUUCGACACAUGUAUUUUCGAGCAAACUUUAAAGUAAUUAAAACCAAAAUUUAAAAAAAAACAUCAUAAGACAAUUAAAUACAUGUAUAAUUUAAAUAUUUAAUGGAUUAAUCUGAUCGGCAAUGCCCAUUCUUCAUAUACCACCUCUAGUCAUACCCUUCAUUGAUUUUUUGUUAUUUUUUCAAAAAACUGUGAUAACAGCUUUCUACAUUCCUGUAAUAAAAUCUACUAAGAUCAACAAAAUAAUAAAUUACGUAAUUCGUGAAGUGCAAUGGAAAAUCAACAAAAGUCUUAUAAAUAGUUCGUCUACAAUCAGCAAAUAGGUAAUGCCUAUGAAAACCAUUUACCAGCAAUAAAUGUUUUACAAUAUAUCUUAAUAAUGUAAUUUCAAACUUCCUACUUCCCAAACCCUAGAAAAAAACUAGCAAAUGUAAAAACUGUCUAUGCAGAACUAUCCAAAUAAAAACACAAAACCGAUAAUACCGUUAAGUGAAAAACAAACCAUAAAGCAACAAUAUUUCCUAUUAAACAUAAUACAUCAAUUAUAAUAGAGACAUUUUCUUUGAGAAAAGCCUAAUACCAGCAAUAAUAAAAGCAAAACAAAAACAA
Messenger RNA from Drosophila takahashii, 8905 nucleotides. Its product is annotated as diacylglycerol kinase eta. Lineage: Eukaryota; Metazoa; Arthropoda; Insecta; Diptera; Drosophilidae. Gene Ontology annotation, biological process: lipid phosphorylation; diacylglycerol metabolic process; intracellular signal transduction. The record is from RefSeq and is a predicted model, not a curated record. Gene Ontology annotation, molecular function: protein binding; ATP-dependent diacylglycerol kinase activity.